AUGAGACUCAAGAACGUCAAUGAGGGCUGCGAGAGAGAGCCUCGGGUGUGGCGCUACCAUCGCUGGGAUAGCUUCACAUGCGCGAAGAUGAAAGAGGGAAUAGUCGUUGGAUGCCUGCUCAAGGUGAGUGCUAUGGCGAGCGAUGACGAGGGGUUCCUCAGCGUGACGAGCAAACUCAGGGAGUUCAUGGCGCUCGGAUACCCUGCACACGUGCUCAACGGGGUUUAUUGCAAAACCCUUACCCAGACGAACCAAAAAUCCAAAAAGACAGACAAAUGUAUUGUGUCGGGCUACCGUCCAAAGGCGGGUGUAGUCGACCAAGGGACCACGAAUCUGGAUUUUCCUGUGAAGAGAGACGUAGAGAAACACAUCUUUCAAACUCGGGCGCCCGCUCCUUUAGCGGCUAGCGCCGAUCGGCUAGCGCAGCCGAGCACGAGCAGCCUGCUCGCCGACGACGGUUCGCCCGCUGCUGCGGAGCACGCAGACCUCGCAAGGCGCGCAUACACAGGUGCGCUUGCCGCCGCUCUCGCGGGAUGGGCUUAUUUCGCCGUCGCCACCGUCGCGCCGUCAGCGCCUGCCGCCCGGCUGCCGCAGCUCCUUGCCCUGGCUGCACCGAUGGGCGUGGUUUGGGCGUCGUACGACGCAAUGAUAAACGCCGCACGGAUUGGCCGGCGGCGCCUUCGCCUCCCCACCUACCGGCGACUCAACCUCGGCCUCGCAGCCUCUCACGCCUGGGCGGCGGUGGCCGUCGCCGCCGCGCCGACCUCGCCGGCUGCCGCGGCGGUUCAAGCGUCGCUUCUCGGCGGUUGUGCGCUAGUCUGCACCUACGUUUGGCUGUGGACCCUCUCCUCGCGCACUCUUUCGCGAGAGUGCCCGGCCGAUGUGGUCGGCGACUAUCCCGACGAGUGCGCCUCGCUGGACGACCCCGAGGCGUGGCCCUUCUUCCACGCAAACGAGUACGCGGCGCUCUGUCUCGCCUUCGCCGCCCUCGCUGCCCUCGCCGCCCUCGCGCCCUCGCCGCUCUGCGCCGCGCCGCUCUGCGCCGCGCCGCUCGCCGCCUGCCGCGCGAGCGCGCCCUGGCUCUGGCUCGUCGCAGUCAACCUCUUCGUCCUCAAGGACGGCGCCGAGCACGGCCGGCCGUGGAGGAGGCUCUUCCACCCCUCUUUACGAACCCUCAGGAGCCCUCCAACCUUUGCGCUCGUAGGAUGGCUGUGGAUGAAGCGCUUCUGGCGGCUCCGGCGCGGCGUCGCCCUACUGAGCGGGCUCCGGCUCGCCGCCGCCGCCGCCGCCGCCGCCGUGGGCCGCCCAGCUGGUUGGCGGGCAGCCGACGGCGUCUGCGUCGCCGUCUUCCUCGUCGCUGCCAAGGCGGUGCGGAGGACUCCCUCGCAAGGAGGGCAGCUUUUCC
This is a messenger RNA of Emiliania huxleyi CCMP1516, 1405 nucleotides long. RefSeq lists its product as hypothetical. The transcript is spliced from 8 exons. The record is from RefSeq and is a predicted model, not a curated record. The annotation marks the transcript as partial. NCBI's taxonomy places the organism in Eukaryota, Haptophyta, Isochrysidales, Noelaerhabdaceae.